This is a messenger RNA of Lecanosticta acicola, 1947 nucleotides long. NCBI's taxonomy places the organism in Eukaryota, Fungi, Ascomycota, Dothideomycetes, Mycosphaerellales, Mycosphaerellaceae. The record is from the annotation of a GenBank genome assembly.
AUGGCCGCGUCCGUCGAUCUACCAAACAAACCACCUGAUGUUUCGCCGCCCGCCCCUCCUCUUCCACCGCCUCCGCCACCACAUCCAUCACCUGCUCCAGUGGCCCAUCAACCCCUAACGCCCCCACCAAGCAUCCAUGGCGAGAACUACAUCCCGGAUGAAUAUCUCGAAAACGACCGCCGGGUCGCAGGAAUCAUGCUGAUGCUCAAGCAGCACCAACUCCAUCUCAGAUCGCAAGGGCAGGAUGUCGGGCGUCUGCAUGAGGAGAAUGGAGAUCUCAACGACAAGGUGCAGAGCAUGAGCAGGAGCGAUAGCAGAUUGCGGGAGGAGAAUGCGAGGCUGGAGAGCGUUUGCAAGGGGCUGGAGAGGGAGAAGAAAGAAGGGGUUGAACGUGAGGGUGAGCUGAAGGAACGCGUUAAGCGAUUUGGGGAGCAAAUGGAAGCGGGAAAGCUACAGCUGGAAGCCAGGGACGGAGAGAUCCAGCAGCUUAAGGGCAAAUUGGAAGCGAAAGACUUACAGAUGAAAGCCAACGAUGGAGACAUUCGGCAGCUCAAGAACGAAUUGGAAGCGAAAGACUUACGGCUGAAAGCCAAGGAUGGACAGGUCCAGCAGCUUCAGGGGGAACUGGAAGCGAAAGACUUACAGCUGAAAGCCAACGAUGGAGACAUUCGGCAGCUCAAGAAUGAACUGGAAGCGAAAGACUUACAGCUGAAAGCCAAGGAUGGACAGGUCCAGCAGCUUCAGGGGGAACUGGAAGCGAAAGGCUUACAGCUGAAAGCCAAGGAUGGAGACGUCCAGCGGCUUAAGAAUGAAUUGGCUACUAAAAACACACAGCUGGAAGUCAAGGACGAAGAGACGCAGCAGGCUAUAAGGGAAUUGGAAGCAAAUUACCGACAGCUGAAAGCCAACGACGAGAACAUUCGCCAACUCAAAUGCUCUCUUGAGUCGCUGAAAGGAGAGAAGGAGAAACUCUCGACAGAGGCGCAGGACCAGAAGAAGUCGGCCUCGGAGAAUCGGAGCCGCGCGAAUCAUCUUCAGACGCGGAUUGAUUCGCUUCUGCGCGAGAAAGAGGAGUUAAAGCUAGAGAACGCUCGCAUAAGAAGCGAGAUCUUAAAAGCAGAGUCCGAGAAAGAGGAUUUCCGCCAUUCUGCUGAGGAAGAGACCGCCCGUCUGGGAAAGAAUCUCGAGGCCGCGAAUGCCAAGCAGCGCGAGCUCGAGAAGCAGAUCGCAGGCGAGCAGUCGAAGCGAUGCGAGCUCGAAGAAGCAGCAAAGAGAGAUCAACAAGAGAUCGGGCGACUGCAAGGCUCUAUGACCUCCUGGGUGAACGCCAACAACGCCGCCAAGACCGACUGCAACAACAUGAGGAAGCAAUGGCAACAAGAAAGCCGCCUACACCAGAUCGAAGAGCAUAAGCGGAAAGCUUUGGAACAGGACUUGGCAGGCUGUAAACGUACCUUGCAAGCUUGCAAAAAAGACCUAGAGAAGGCGAAGCAGGAUCUUAAGAAGAAGGGACAAGAUCUAGACAAGGAGAAGCAAGGUCGGGUGUACGCCAAUACACAGCUGGAGAGCCUGAAGAAACUCGCGCAGGAAGACGAAGAGAACGCCGCUGCACAUCUCAAAGCACGCAAGGCCGCCGAGAAGCACGUGGAGCAGCUUGAAAAGGAACUUCAGACGGCCUUGCAGCGGACGAGUAAAGCCGAGUCGCAACUGAAAAACGCUACCGCAGAGAUCGCUGAGCUCCAGCAGGACAUCGAGCGUCAAGAUGAAUUCAGCGAUCAGCUCGCAAAACUGAUCCGCCGGGAGAAGGACGACCGGAAGCCGUCGAAGGAAGAGCGGUUGAAGCGGGGACGAUCAGACGACGAGAAGGAGGAGAAAGAAGAGCGACCGGCGAAGAAGUCGUGUCUCGAAGAAGAAUGGCAUCCUUCAAACGACCCGUCGUUCGCCUAG